AUGGCUUUACAGGACUUUUGCAAUUUCCAAGACAACUUUGAGGACGCAACAACCACAGAAUGUUCUUCAGUGCUUUUUGGAAAGAGGACCUCUCCUACCUCUCUGCGAGAUCUACCCUUCAGCAGCAGCACAAAUCUGUUUAAUUUCUACAUCCCAGUGGCAGAGUACCUAGAUGAAAGUCCGAUACAGUUUGGACAAAUCAGCGCCGUCCAGAGCUCCGGCGCCGUUUCAUCUCUCGACUCCUGCUCGACAUCCCACUCUCUGCCCGUGAGCCUUCCUUUCGCUUCCUCUCAGUCUGUGCCUCUUCCCUUCCCCAUGUCUCACGGCACCACCACCUUGGCUUUCAUGUUCCAAGGCGGCGUGCUGGCAGCGGCCGACACUCGCUCCAGCUGCUCUGGCCUCGUGGCCUGCCCGGCCGCCCGGAAGGUGCUGCCCAUUCACAGCCACUUGGUGGGCACGACCUCAGGCACCUCCGCCGACUGCGCGCUCUGGAAACGGAUCCUGGCUCGAGAACUGCGCCUUUAUCAACUCCGCCACGGCCGGCGUUUGUCCACCAGCGGAGCUGCCAAAUUGCUUUCACACAUGCUUCACCCUUUCAAGGGAACUGAGUUGUGUGUGGCUGCCACGCUGUGUGGGUGGGACGGAGGAGAGGUGGAUGAUGGAUGCCGUGACCGCACAGGUACGGAGACUGAUCGCAGCAGUUCUGGACAAACAAUGGAUCGAACGAUGAAGCAAAAACAGAUUCCAGGUCCCACCGAGGAGCAGAGGUCCGUCACGAGGAGAGCGAGUUUCACUGGACCCAGUCUGGUUUACGUCUGCAGCGAUGGGACCCGCUUGAAGGGAACACUCUUCUCUGUUGGAUCAGGAUCCCCCUACGCCUACUCAAUUCUGGAUCAAGGGGUCCACUGGGGCCUGAGCGUGGACCAGGCCACAUCAUUAGCCAGAGAAGCCGUGUACAGAGCCACGCACAGGGACGCGUACUCAGGAAACUGCGUGGACAUCUAUCAAGUCAACUCAAAGGGAUGGACUCGCAGAACCAGGGAGGAUCUGAAGGAAGAAUAUUACAGAGAAAAAGAAAGGCGGGCGCACGAGAGACGGGAGAGACAGGACAUGACUCUGUCAGAGUAA
Messenger RNA from Salarias fasciatus (jewelled blenny), 1128 nucleotides. It is a transcript of the gene psmb11b, whose product is annotated as proteasome 20S subunit beta 11b. The transcript has a single exon. Gene Ontology annotation, cellular component: proteasome core complex; cytoplasm. Bases 1 to 1128 code for a protein of 375 amino acids. NCBI's taxonomy places the organism in Eukaryota, Metazoa, Chordata, Actinopteri, Blenniiformes, Blenniidae. The record is from RefSeq and is a predicted model, not a curated record.